Molecule: messenger RNA, 897 nt
Organism: Fusarium redolens
Lineage: Eukaryota; Fungi; Ascomycota; Sordariomycetes; Hypocreales; Nectriaceae
Exons: 4
Coding region: 1-897 (298 amino acids)
Source: RefSeq, a predicted model, not a curated record
AUGGACCGAACCAACAUAAUUCUUCUUUCUCUACUACUUUGUCUUCAGACUCAUAUCUUACCUGUGCAAUGUGACUCCAUAAUCGGAUACACCGUCGCAGAUGGAACGACCGAAACGUUCAGCUGCCCGAGCCCAGCAUCUUUCCGCACGACGCACACCUUCUCCGGAGACACAGACACAUACGCCCAUUGUGACUAUUUUACUGCCGAAGCGGGUAGCAGUUUCGAAUAUCGAGUCGGCACAUACUGUGAUGGCAAUACGGCCCUGUUCACCCACUGGACAGCAGAAGGCUCCGGCACCUCGUCUUCGAUGAUCAGCGAUGGGGAUUGUGUGGCCGUACGAUUAUAUGAUUACCACGACGAUUUAGAGGGACUUCGAUGGCUGGUCAGCUGCAAUGACUCCAUUGGUGUUCCAACUAGCAUUAGUACUUUGUUCAUGGAACAUCCAACAGACUGGGAGACUGAGACCGAAAGCUCGACAACUGAAAGCGAGUCAUUGAUCACUGUGACAGUAGGCGCAUCCGCCGCAUCUUCAACAGAAACUGAGACUAGUCCAUCCGCCACUGUUCCGUCACGACCAUCGGAGCCUGAAGAAACAGAGAGUUCCACUGAAGAAGUGACCAAGGACGGUGGUGGGCCUAGUGGGGGCGUCAUUGCUGGAGCUGUAGUCGGCUCAAUCGCAGGCGUUGCGUUCAUCAUAGGUGCCAUCAUCUUAGCUUUUAGGAUGGGAAGAAGAAGUCGAGAUGAUACCGAAGGACCAGAUGGUGGCUUUAGAGAUUCAAUGAGGUUUAUCCCAAUGCCAACCGCCGCGGGGAAUCAACCUGAGCCUAAACCCCCUGUUCCGGUCAUCCAGCCAGUCUUUGUACAGGACAGUCACCUGUCUGGGAACAACAGUUAG